Esox lucius (northern pike) is the source of this 3426-nucleotide messenger RNA. RefSeq names its product adhesion G protein-coupled receptor G4a (gene adgrg4a). Gene Ontology annotation, molecular function: G protein-coupled receptor activity. NCBI's taxonomy places the organism in Eukaryota, Metazoa, Chordata, Actinopteri, Esociformes, Esocidae. Gene Ontology annotation, cellular component: membrane. Gene Ontology annotation, biological process: cell surface receptor signaling pathway; adenylate cyclase-activating G protein-coupled receptor signaling pathway. The transcript is spliced from 20 exons. The record is from RefSeq and is a predicted model, not a curated record. The coding region runs from base 122 to 2443 and encodes 773 amino acids.
CCAGUGGACUUAGGUGUUUACUUGCCCAGGGGCUUUCCUUAAUGUGACAGAUUCUCCUCCCACUGUCACCAGCACAAAAGCUGGUUCAUCUACUACAACCGCUACAUUAGGUGAACAAGGCAUGGGAACCAACUUCUACAGUGUUAAUAUGACUCUGAAUAUGAACGUAACUGGCAGUGAUCCAGGGACGACUAUUCAGAAGUGGGUUCAAAGAAUGCUGAAAAAGGAAAAGAUGAGUGCAUUCAAUUUCAGAUUGUUAAACUCGAUUUUUAAAGACAUUACUGGAACAGUGGAACUAGAGAAGACGGUCAAGGUGAGGAAUGAGAACAAGUUUCGAUGUACCUUCCAUGUUGAGGAUCUUGAGACGCGGAACGUUACAGAAGCUCAGAGACUCAUUGCUGACCAGCUGUCUGGGAAUCAUGUUGAUGAUAACAUCUUGGUACAACACGAAGACAUCCACGUGUUACAUAUAGAUCCAGGGAAUUGUCCUGAGGAAACCCAUAAUAGUUUCUGGGGUCGGUAUAUUUGGCCAAUCACAGAAGCCCAGAAUAUACAAAAAAUGGACUGUGAGAAGAACCGUGGAGAGAAGGCUUGCAGAAAAUGCAUGUUGGAUCAACUGACAGGGAAGGCCACGUGGGCAAAGGCAAACCUGCAAUCAUGCAAGCCUGUGAUAACCAUCUCUGAUCUGGACCAUGUCACUGUCACAGAAAACAACUCUGCAGAUGUGCUCGACAUAAUUGAGGUCCUUGUGCGUGACAAGGGGGUCCUGAGCGACUCCCAACUGGCCUCCGUCAUCCAAAAGCUGGAUGAGGUCCUCCAGGUCUGUGUCGUGACCCCUCAGCUUGGCAGAGAUAUCGUCAACAUCAUCGGUGACAUCCUGCGCUCUGACACUGAUCUUUCAGAGGUCACUAAUAACAUUCUGGACAUUACAGACCGUGUUGGGGACCAGAUGAAGUUCCAAGAGGAGUCUCUCAAUGUGACAGUCCCUUCCUUGUCCCUCUCUAUGGUCAACGUAGACAAAGACAACUUCCAGGGAUUUACAUUUGGUGUGUCCUCCUUUUCAACCGACCUAGUUCCAGAGAUUUUUGUCAACCAGACAUUUGUCAGUCAACCUCCUGAGAACACAGUCGUCUCCAUCUCCCUACCCAGCGCUCUUCAGAACUUCUUCCCCCCGGGACACAAAAAAAAUAGAAUUCAGUUCCACUUUUAUGGCACACAGGACCUCUUUGAGGACCCGGAGACCAACUGGAUUCUUAACAGUUAUGUGGUGUCGGCCAGCGUCAGCAACAGCAACAUCUCCCUCCUGCUGAGUCCCGUAGUGGUGACACUUCGUCACCUCAAGCCCAAAGAGAGGAGUGUGAAGGAAAAGUGUGUGUACUGGGACUUCCAGAAGAACAGUGGGAGGGGAGGAUGGAAUAGCAGCGGCUGCGAAACACUUCCAGGCAUUUCCGCUUAUCAGACCAUUUGUCACUGUUUCCACCUCACUCAUUUUGGUGUCCUCCUGGAUGUUACCAGGACUCCUAUCAGUGAAGCCGACCAGGAGAUCCUGACAGUCAUCUCCUACCUGGGCUGUGGUGUGUCCUCCAUUUUCCUGGGCAUCAGCCUGCUCACCUACUUGGCCUUCAACUACGUCCUCUGCAUCGCCACGGCAGCCACUCUGCACUACUUCCUGUUGGCCUCAUUCACCUGGAUGGCCCUGGAGGCAAUCCACAUGUAUUUUGCUCUGGUCAGGGUCUUCAACAUCUACAUCCCAUCCUACAUCUUCAAGUUCUGCCUCCUAGGCUGGGGCGUUCCCCUGGGGAUAGUCAGCCUGAUCCUGGCCAUACAGAAGGAUGCCUAUGGCAGCGCCGAACCAGCGGACUCUGAUGAAGCUCUGCAGGCCUCUGAGCCAUUCUGUUGGAUACAGAUAGAUGUCUUCUUCUACGUUGGGGUCGUGGCUUUCGUGCUCCUUGUCCUGGUCUUUAACUCGGUCGUGUUCAUCGUGGUUCUGGUCCAAAUCCGCAACAUGCAGACCAAUAAGCUGGCGGUAACAGGAGGCCAGCGCGGGGUGACCCAUGACCUCAGGGCAGUGGCCAGUCUCACCUUCCUACUGGGUCUCACCUGGCCCAUCACCUUCUUCACCUGGGGUCCAGCCAGAGUGCCCCUGCUUUAUCUCUUCACGAUCCUCAACAGUCUGCAAGGGUUUUUUAUUUUCGUUUUCCACUGCCUGAUGAAAGAGAAUGUGAGGAAGCAGUGGAAGAUCCAUCUGUGCUGUGGUCGAUUCAGGCUCAGUGACUAUUCAGAUUGGAGCCGCUCAGUGAUGGUCGGAAGCCAGACCAAGAAGAAACAUCUGGUGCAACGCUCUGUGUCUGUGAAGUCCGUCAGCACCUCCUCUCGGAAGGUCUCUGACGACUCUAUAACAGCCAGCUGCAGCUCUGGGAUCCCCCUCCACCAGGGCAACUAGUCCACUGUAGCUCCACCCUGAGGCCUAGACUUGCUCCACCCUGAGGCCUAGACUUGCUCCACCCUGAGGCCUAGACUUGCUCCACCCUGAGGCCUAGACUUGCUCCACCAUGACGCCUAGUCUAGCUCCACCAUGAGGUCUAGUCUAGCUCCACCCUGAGGCCUAGACUUGCUCCACCCUGAGGCCUAGACUAGCUCCACCAUGAGGUCUAGUCUAGCUCCACCAUGAGGUCUAGUCUAGCUCCACCCUGAGGCCUAGUCUAGCUCCACCCUGAGGCCUAGUCUAGCUCCACCAUGAGAUCUAGGCUAGCUCCACCAUGAGGUAUAGUCUAGCUCCACCCUGAGGCCUAGUCUAGCUCCACCAUGAGGCCUAGUCUAGCUCCACCAUGAGGCCUAGUCUAGCUCCACCAUGAGGUCUAGACUAGCUCCACCAUGAGGUCUAGACUAGCUCCACCAUGGGAUCUAGUCUAGCUCCACCAUGGGAUCUAGUCUAGCUCCACCAUGAGGCCUAGUCUAGCUCCACCAUGAGGCCUAAUCUAGCACCACCAGGGGGCCGAUCUAGCUCCAUGGGCAUUAACUCAAAUAAGUAGCCAAGUGUACGUAACUCCACCAGGGGGACUAACCUGGCUCACCAUAAAAGGACUAUAUACAUUACUCAGCUAACACAUGCUAACCUGAAACACAGCUGACCUGAAACACAGCUGACCUGAAACACUGCUGACCUGAAACACCGCUGACCUGAAAAAAUGAGAAACACUUGAGGUCAGGAUAUCUUAGCAGACACCUGAGUCCAGUCCAAAUUUACUGUACAAUGUUAAAAGUCCCCCAUACUCCCAUGAUUUGAUUUAAACCUUAAGAAUAAUAGUUUCUACCACUAGAGGCCUUGUUUCUUUGAAGUCUCACUACUGUUGGCCGACACACAUACUAUAUCUGAUCUAUGUGUUAUUCUGUUCUUCUGCCUGACACUCCCACAACCUCUGUGAA